AAAAUGACGAACUUUCGGGCUCUUCUGCUUAAAAUUUCCGACGAGCUAACUUCAGAAAAUUUUAGUUCUAUGCGAUUUGUAUGUAGAGACGUUAUUCCUGCCGGCAGAUUAGAACAUUUUCGGCGUCCGAUCGACAUGUUCGUUGAGUUCGAGCGAUUGAAUCGUCUUGAUGAGAAAAAUAGAGAUUUCCUGGCUUCUAUUCUUGUACAAAUUGGACGACCGGAUUUGCGAAACUUGCUUCUGGAAAUAACAGAUUCUACUGGUAAUGUACAACAGGUCCCUAAAGGUGUCAGGAAUCCACAAUUUGUACAAACCCUAGUCACCCAGCAUCUUCUUGAUGAAAUUUCCAAUCAUAUCACAGUCUACUGGAAGGUGUUGGGAAGAAAGCUGGGUCUCAAAGAGAACAUUAUCGAAUCCAUCGAUGUGGACUAUCGUAGAAUACAAGAAAAGGCAUAUCAAAUGCUUUUAGCAUGGCAAAGAACUAUGAGCAAGAAGGCCACUGUGCAGGCCCUAAUGGAUGGCCUGGCUAGAUCUGGAAGAAGGGAUUUAUGUGAAAUGACUGAAGAAAUUAUGGAAAAAGAUGAAAAACAAACAAAGUCUCAAGAAUUUGAUUUGAGAUCACUUCAAGAAAACCUGCCAAAGAGAGAACCACAAGAAAAAGAUGAGCCGGACAGCACAGGUAGAGGAGUCCAACCAAGGAAUAGCAGCUGGAACAGCACACCACCAUCAACAUCAGAGCCUUUGCUUAGAACUAAUGAAGAGAGCACAGGGAUCCCUAGCACUGCUGAUGGUGCCAAUGUUGUUGCAGAUUCUGGACAUCAGGCAAGUGAGGGCUUGUCAACGCCUGUGCAAGAAAUGGCAAGAGGAAAGCGAGUUCUAGAUAAGCUUGGAAAUUACCUGGAUCCUGAGAAGUAUAUCGUGACCGAUCUUCUUGGGACUGGAGGCUUUGGAAAGGUUUAUCUCUGUAUGAGGAAGGAUGACAUUAAGCAACUAUAUGCAGUAAAGUUGGUUGACUUAGGGGAAAAUGACUCUGUCACUAAAACAAAAACAGACGCUCUCCUGAAAGAAAUCAAAACACUAAGAACAUUGAAUAACCCUUUCAUAAUCAAGUUCUGUCACUCAGAGACAGAACACAACACACUUGCCAUGUUCAUGGAGUAUAUGCCUGGGGGCUCGAUUUCUCAGUUACUGAGGGAUAAGGGUCCGUUAGUGGAGGAGACUGUGCGCCAGUACGUAUGGCAGAUUCUUAAGGGACUGUCAUUUCUACACGAUGUGAACAUCAUUCAUAGGGAUCUCAAGGGAGCUAAUAUUUUGCUGGACAAAGAAAAAAGAUUUCUAAAGUUGACUGAUUUCGGCAUUGCACAUGCAGUGGAGGGAGUGGUCACAAGUACAGGGGUAUACGCUAGUAGCUCCUUUACAGCAUCUGUCUAUUGGACCAGUCCAGAGCUCAUGUUAGGGGAGCGCUAUGGAAAAAACACUGAUAUCUGGAGUCUGGGGUGCACGAUAAUCGAGAUGCUGUUUGGGAAGCCGCCGUUACACCUGGAUGACAUAACUAACCACAUGCAGGCGAUGUUACGGAUUAGCACCUACCGGGUCAAUGUGCCAGAUAGCGCCUCAGACAUUUGCAAGAAUUUCCUGGCCAAAUGUAUCUGCCCCCGGAAAGGCAGGAGUUCUGCUGAGGCUCUUCUUGAAAGCGACUACCCUAUUCCUUGCCAAGACGGUGCUCAACUACCGAAACCUGACGACCAGAACACGAAACCAGACGACCAAAACUCGAAACCAGACAACCAACAGCCGACGGUAGACGAUCAGCAGCCGAAGUUAGACGACCAACAGCCGAAGCUAGACGACCAGUAGCCGAAACCAGACAACAACAAGCAAAAACAGACGACCAUCAGCCGAAGCUAGACGACCAAUAGCCGAAACCAGACAACAACAAGCAAAAAAAAGACGACUACUAGCUGAAGCUAGACGACGACAAGCCGAAACCAGACAACAACAAAAAAAGAGGAAGAGCAAGCCAGACAAAGACGGAAAAAAGCGCCGUCAAACGAAACCAGACGAAGACAAGCCGAAAUGGGACGACCGCAGCUAAAAUAAAACGAGGAAGAGUAGUGGUUCCAGGAGGUCAAAAGCCAAAACAAGAUGGCUUUUCGACUUCAAGAUAAGGAAAUAGCUUUAUCUUGAAAUCAUCUUCAAAUUUAACCACCAUGAACGGUAAGGUUGCUGCAACGGAUCACACCCUUCUCACGGCGAAUGCUGUGCAAAUAACUCUCAGUGGACGGACGACGCAUAUGGUCGCAUAUGUCGCAUAAAACAAACACUAGAUGCGGUCAUUAGGUUUAUCUUUUGUGGAAUUAUCGAUCGAACAAUCGGACAUGAGAUGUUAGGGCGUAUCUCUCUUGAAGAUUCAUAGGCGUGAACUUUACGUGGCCAUAUGAAAGAUGUAUUCCGUUAGGUAAAUCGCUGUAGAAUUUGAAUUUAGAAAAUAAUAAUUAUUAUAAAUGUAAACAAGAGACCAUGAUGUACAUCACGGUCUCUUGAUGGAAAUGAUCAUAUAUGUUAUGUAGGUAGUAGGUAUCCUUAUAUAUUCAUUUUUAUAUAUUUGGCUCCAGACAGGUUUGCCCCUUACCGCCCAUUUGCUACCUUUUAUACCUAAUCCUUUUUAGAUCAAAGCCUUUUGUACACACGUGUGCCCAAUGAGGGGAGAUGGGAAGCAAACAUCCAUAUUUUGCAAGAAAAAUUUGAUAAUCCUAUUUCAAGUAGGAUUGUACACGGAGAACCAUCGUAACCCGCAGCGCUUCAUGGGUAUAAAAUAAAUAAGUAGAUAAGCGUACAAGAAAAACAAUCCCUGACUUAAAAAAAUACCUGUUGUUUUUCUGUGAGUGUUCGCAUAACUUUCAGAGAUCUAUUUUCAUUAAUUACAAUGACAGGAAUCUCUGAAAUGCGCUGGUUACAUAACCCCAGAUUGUUAUAGAUGUUUAUUUAAUAAAGUGUGAAUUUUCUCGUGUAA
This is a messenger RNA of Nematostella vectensis (starlet sea anemone), 3013 nucleotides long. RefSeq names its product mitogen-activated protein kinase kinase kinase A. Lineage: Eukaryota; Metazoa; Cnidaria; Anthozoa; Actiniaria; Edwardsiidae. The record is from RefSeq and is a predicted model, not a curated record. The transcript is spliced from 12 exons. Gene Ontology annotation, biological process: regulation of apoptotic process; protein phosphorylation; signal transduction. Gene Ontology annotation, molecular function: protein kinase activity; protein binding; ATP binding. Bases 4 to 1857 code for a protein of 617 amino acids.